AUGCCACUUUCGGCAAUGCCCGUCGAGCUGAUCGUCGGUGUGGUUGCCUUGCUGCAAGGUCAACUUCGGAUUGUCCAGAUGUCACUUGUCGGCUCGAUCCUGUCGAACCUGCUCCUUGUGCUCGGUCUCAGCUUUUUCGUUGGUGGCAUCUACAAGCCGGAAAACCAAUUCGCUCAGACAGCCGCCCAGGCAUCCGGCUCUAUCAUGACACUUGGCUGCUUCACCAUGGUUCUGCCUGCUGCGUACUGGGGUUCCGUCAAGGGCGGCAGCGGCGACAACUCUGUCCUCAGCGCUCUCUUUACCCGGUCGAAGGAGCAGCCUGUGCCUGCUCCAAACGUCGGUUUCGAUGCUAUGGACGGCAUCCUCUUUAUCUCUCGCGGUACGGCUGUGAUUUUGCUCGGAAUCUACAUUGGCUACUUGGUCUUCCAGCUCCGCACGCACGCAUUCUUGUAUGAAGCUCCUGAACAUGAGCAGAUCGAAGAACAGCAGGAGGAAGUCGAGAUGUCGCCCAAGGCCUCGAUCAUUGCUUUGCUCGUUGUUACGAUCAUCACCUCGUUCAAUGCUGACUAUCUUGUGUCGGCCAUUGAUGACGUUGCGAAUGAGUACAGCAUUUCCAAGGUGUUCAUCAGUACCAUCCUCCUCCCCAUUGUCGGCAAUGCCGCUGAGCAUGUCACGUCUGUGUGGAUGGCGUCCAAAGACAAGAUGGAAAUCGCCCUUAGUGUGUCUGUUGGCAGCUCGGUCCAGAUUUGUCUGGGUCUUGUGCCCCUGCUUGUGCUUGUUGGAUGGUUCGUGGGCCAGCCACUGACGCUGUAUUUCCACGACUUUGAAACCAUCAACCUCGUUGUGUCUGUGCUGCUGGUCAACUCGCUCAUCCAGGAUGGCAAAAGCAAUUACCUGGAAGGUGCCCUUCUCGUGGCUUUGUAUCUUGUGAUUGCUUUGUCGUUCUGGGUCCAACCAUACUGA
Molecule: messenger RNA, 963 nt
Organism: Malassezia globosa CBS 7966
Lineage: Eukaryota; Fungi; Basidiomycota; Malasseziomycetes; Malasseziales; Malasseziaceae
Exons: 1
Coding region: 1-963 (320 amino acids)
Biological process (GO): intracellular calcium ion homeostasis; calcium ion transmembrane transport
Cellular component (GO): fungal-type vacuole membrane
Molecular function (GO): calcium:proton antiporter activity
Source: RefSeq, a predicted model, not a curated record